Entamoeba invadens IP1 is the source of this 921-nucleotide messenger RNA. RefSeq lists its product as hypothetical. Bases 1 to 921 code for a protein of 306 amino acids. Lineage: Eukaryota; Evosea; Mastigamoebida; Endamoebidae. The transcript has a single exon. The record is from RefSeq and is a predicted model, not a curated record.
AUGACUCUUCAGUUCAUUCUGUUCUAUUUGAUAUAUUAUUGCCAUUUACUCCCAACAGAAAUAAUAGCAUAUAAUACUAUGCUGUUGUACAGAUUUAGUAAUUCAGUUGAAGAAUCUUCCAAGAAAAGAUAUGCAGGGAAUCUACUCUAUUUAGCAAUAGAGUUGUUUUCACCAGCAUUGUAUGACUCAUGCGUCGAAAGUUUGAGGCUUGUUCCAACAAAUUUAGUUCAACCAUUAUCAAUUGGAAGAAGUGAAGUAUUUUCUAAAAUAAUCGAAAAUUUAGAGAAUACGAUAAUCAUAACAGAUGGAAGAAACCAUGACAUACCUAAACAAACAGUUGUUGAACAUAACAAAAAGUGUCUCAACACUAAAUACUUCAAUCAUAAAAGCAACAAAAAUGGGGUCAAGUCAAUAGUGUGUAUUAACAGAUCAGGAUAUUCUGUAUUUUGUUCCAACUCUUAUAAUGCUGCUGUCCAUGAUAGCAAUGUAUUCAACAUGGAAUUUGAUUACAAUUAUUUGGGUGGCAAUUACUACAUCAUGGGAGAUGGUGGGUUUAUGGGAGUUCCUCGAAUGAUUUGCCCAUACCCCCAAAAGUGUUGUGAAUCGAAGUGUCUGAAUAGUUAUUUGAGUGAACCUAAUGUCAAGUGUGUAAUAAUUGGGUCGUUCGAGUUUAAUGAAAGUGUUUGGUUUUUAACAAUUGAAGUAAUUGUUGGGUUUUAUGGUGUCUUUGAUAAAGAUAUGGUAUUUGAAGGGGAAUGCAAAGGUAUUACAAACAACCAAAUGGUUGAUAUGUUUGGUGGUGGGUCAUCUUCGUAUUGGUCUUUGAAAUUAAAUAGUAAAGGUAAAGUGUAUAUCGAUGAAACGGUGGCAAAAACAACAAAGGAGUAUUUAUUGUUACAGCAAAUUACAAUUGAAGGAUAA